CAACAGGUGAUACACCAGCAUAUCUUAAUUUUGGACGUGAUCCUAAAUUACCUCCACACCUACUCCUAACCACACCGACUCAUGAUGUACCUCUACUUCCCACAUCUCUAUCCUCAGAAAUCGAAAAUUAUAAACAACAACGUCGUCAUCAAUUACUUACAUCUCAUCAAUUUGCUCAAGAACAUAGUGAAGUAUGUAAACUUCAGCAGAAACAUCAGUAUGACAGUCAUAGUUCUAAACGUUCUUUUAAAGAAGGACAACUUGUUUGGGUUAGCAUUCCUUCAGUAUUAAAACAUGGAAAACUUGAUCUUCAGUAUCAAGCAAUAUCCUCAUCGAAAGAAAAUUCUACGCCUGAUACUUUGGCAUCACAUAUCUCACAUAUAAUUGCACCAGCACAAUCAAACAAAACAUUAAAACGGCAAUUAUCUCAUGAAACAAUAAUUCCACAACCACUUAUGUCAUUACAACUUGACGUUAAUGAACCACCACUUUACAAUGCUCCUGCUAAUCCAAUUCCUCUUAUGUCAUUCUAUGCUCCCCCAUGCUCAACUAAAUCCCAUCAUCAAUCACACCGUCGACCACCUCUUCAACGUAAACCACGUUUAUACAGCACAGUCUGUAGUCAAGCACCACAAGCAAACACUAAUACAAGUCAACACGUCACCAAUCAUCGCUCUGAUACAUCGUCAACAACCUUCAACACCAUCAACUCAUCAACACAACAACAGGAACACGCAACAGUCUUCUCACCAAACCACGAUCAACCAUCUCCUGGAUUAUCAAGUGCUUUUAAUACCGAGAUGAUCGAAUUAUCAUAG
This is a messenger RNA of Rotaria sp. Silwood1, 818 nucleotides long. The record is from the annotation of a GenBank genome assembly. NCBI's taxonomy places the organism in Eukaryota, Metazoa, Rotifera, Eurotatoria, Philodinida, Philodinidae.